GAGAGAGAGAGAGAGAGAGAGAGAGAGAGAGAGAGAGUAUCACUCAGUUCCAGCAAAAGUAGUUGGCUGCAGCAGCUGCAGAACUUCACGCGAGUCUGUUGCAGGUGUAGCUACACUCCACAAGAGCGCGAGUCAGUCUGAGAUGCUUCAAUAAUGGAGGUUUCGAUCCAAUCGGAGAUGCUCGGUGUCCGUUAACGAAAAUUUUGACAGCACUAACAGGACAUACGGCAGCAGCACAAGUGUGCCACGAGGGAGACACAAGCGACUCUGCUCGCGCAGUGGGGAAUAAUAUGUUCCAGGGCCUCGUGAGCAUGGCGUCAAACCCACUGGGAGCACCUCCGACCUUCGAGUCUGGGACCUUCCUGCACAGCCCCUCGGCCACAGCGGCGGCCACCUCUCCUGUCUAUGUGCCACCGGUCAUCUCCGCGCUGCCAUACCGACAGACCCCUCACCCGUCGCCCUCGCAGCAGUCGGUCAGCGUGGGGAGUUCCUGGGCGCACGCGGGGGUCUCCUCCGAGUCGGACACUGCCGGUGGCACCUACGCGAGCUCCGUGAACAUCUCCACGUACAACACAGCCAGCGGCAGCACGCGACACCUCCACUCUCCGACCUCCAUAAACAUCUCCACCACCGGUAGAGAGGCUUACGGGGCCCAGCGGUCCAUCAUCAACAGCGGCUCAUACCCCAGCCCCUACUCGGCCUAUGUGAGCUCUGGCCUGGGCAUGGGCAGUGGCUGGCCGGCCUCCCCGUUUGACGGCUCUGCGGUGAUCCACAGUCUUCAGGCCGGGGCAGGGAGGCAUCACGGUUUCGACUACUGUGACGAUGUGAUGGAGGGGAGAGAGUGUGUAAACUGCGGCGCCAUGUCCACACCCCUGUGGAGGCGAGAUGGUACGGGCCAUUACCUCUGCAACGCAUGCGGACUCUACCACAAGAUGAACGGCAUCAACCGGCCCCUCAUCAAGCCACAGAGGAGACUGUCUGCCUCUAGGAGAGUGGGUCUGAGUUGUACUAACUGCCACACGACGACCACGACACUCUGGAGGAGGAACAGUGAGGGCGAGCCGGUCUGCAACGCAUGCGGACUAUACAUGAAGUUACACGGGGUGCCUCGUCCGCUGGCCAUGAAGAAGGAUGGCAUCCAAACUCGCAAACGCAAACCCAAGAACCUCAGCAAGGGUGCUGAAAGCCACGCCCCUUCCAGCACUCCCAGCGCCGGUAGCGUUGAGCACCCUCGACCAAUCAAAACAGAGCCUGAGACACACGCACUCUACUCACACCAACACCUCCACUCGCAGGUGUCCGGCCUUCCUGCGUACAUGGGCACUCACACACACCCACACACACACAUGGGGAGUGCCACCCUGAAGCUGGCAACAGCCGGAGCUCCGACACACACACACUCACACACUCACGCACACACACACUCACACACACACUCUCACACACACUCUCUGCCACUGCACCCGACACCCUCAAGCACAAAGACUGAGCCAUGGAGCAGUCUCAUCCUUGCGUAACAC
Molecule: messenger RNA, 1520 nt
Organism: Engraulis encrasicolus (European anchovy)
Lineage: Eukaryota; Metazoa; Chordata; Actinopteri; Clupeiformes; Engraulidae
Gene: gata4
Product: GATA binding protein 4
Exons: 6
Coding region: 291-1517 (408 amino acids)
Biological process (GO): cell fate commitment; negative regulation of transcription by RNA polymerase II; positive regulation of transcription by RNA polymerase II
Cellular component (GO): nucleus
Molecular function (GO): zinc ion binding; RNA polymerase II cis-regulatory region sequence-specific DNA binding; DNA-binding transcription factor activity, RNA polymerase II-specific
Source: RefSeq, a predicted model, not a curated record